AAGACUUCAAUGGAUGAUAUCAUUUGAACUUGUACAAGAAAUGAAAAGAGAAAGUAAAAGCUAUGGAGAUGUUGCAAUCUUUCAGCGAUCGGUGAAUAACGUUUAAAAAGAAUCAGUCAGUGACUGUGAAGUGUUAAGUUAAGUCGUUAUAGAGUGUAACAUAUUUUUAACCUACACUAUAUUUCAUAUAUAUUGUUGAGUCUAUGCAAUGAAUGACAAAUAUUUUGUCGUUUUUAUUGUUAUUGUUUUUCUGGGGUUAGACAAUCACGUGUUGGCUAAACCUACUCAAGACCUUACAAAGACAACAUUGGAUUCGUCACAAGAGAAGUUGAAUAACACCAAAGUAAACAUACCAACCAAAUGGGAACGAGGAAUGGAUUUGUUAGGCCAAAUUAUGGAUUCAAUAAGAUUUGGCAGAGGACGCUUAGUAAAUUUUUUGUUGAUGGCUAGAAAUGAGAUUGCGGAACGCGCGGAGGAAUUUACUAGUGAUGCGGCAAACAAGCUAGUAGCUAUAUUAGCAGCAAGAGAUGCAAAAAAAAUAGCGCAAAAAGCAGGAAAAAGAAGUAUAGUUGAAAGUUCAACAAGUACACGAAUAAAAGUUGACCCUUUGGAUUCUUUUUUACCUCCAAAAGCACGAGAGAUUGCUCGCUUGGAGUCAGAAUCUGGCCAAUCAUUGUUUGAAAUUAAAAAACCAAAACCAAUCCAAGGAUUACUUGAGAAUUUUUUAGCCCCAGUUCCAUUGGUCGAUAAAAUAAAAGAAGAAGAUAAAUAUGGAAAUUCCGGUGACAAAUUCAUAGGCGUUGGACGAGCAAUAGUUAACGGAUUUGAGGGCUUCAGUAAUUUUCUCAAUGCUGUUGUUGAUAUUCCGGUGAAUGCUGCAAAAAAAACAUCUCGAGGAAUAACAGCGGCGCUCAAUCAAAUUGGCGGGAAACUCAUAGGCCUUGAAUAAUAUUGAAAAUGAUGUAGAAAUAUACGCAACUUGUUAUUAAUAAUAUUUAUUAUGAAUUUAUAUCACGUUUGUAUGUCUUGUAAUAAAUUUUAAGAAAAUGUUA
This is a messenger RNA of Chelonus insularis, 1052 nucleotides long. RefSeq lists its product as uncharacterized. The transcript has 5 exons. The record is from RefSeq and is a predicted model, not a curated record. Bases 209 to 949 code for a protein of 246 amino acids. Lineage: Eukaryota; Metazoa; Arthropoda; Insecta; Hymenoptera; Braconidae.